GGGAAAGGGACGGAAGCCCAGUGAGCCAUACUUAAUUUGCUAAGCAAGUUCCAGAGACGGUGGUGGCGUGAAGCAGAGAAACGAGCCUGGGAAGGGACGCCAGGUGCUGGUGAGGCCGGACGGAAACCCCUCGAGCCAAAACCAUGGCAGCGUGCAAAGCUCGGAAGCACCAGCCACUGGAGGCGGAAGCUGGGCUGGAGGAGGAGGAAGGUUAUGGCGCGCGGGGCACUGUGGGACACUGUGUGGGCCACGCGGGGCGCGACGGAAGCCUCGUUGGGUCAGACCGUGGCGACGCGGGAAGUCCGGACGCUGUAGCUGCCUGAAAAGGAGGUCCGAGGCCUGGGCCCCGGCCGCGGCAAUGGCGGAGAGGCCCGAGGACCUAAACCUGCCCAAUGCCGUCAUCACCAGGAUCAUCAAGGAGGCGCUCCCGGACGGUGUCAGCAUCUCCAAGGAGGCCCGGAGCGCCAUCUCCCGCGCCGCCAGCGUCUUCGUGCUGUACGCCACAUCCUGUGCCAACAACUUCGCGAUGAAAGGGAAACGCAAGACACUGAAUGCCAGCGAUGUGCUCUCCGCCAUGGAGGAGAUGGAGUUUCAGCGGUUCGUGACCCCGUUAAAAGAAGCUCUGGAAGCUUACAGGAGGGAGCAAAAAGGCAAGAAGGAAGCUUCAGAGCAAAAGAAGAAGGACAAAGACAAAAAAACAGAUUCAGAAGAGCAAGACAAGAGCAGGGAUGAGGACAACGAUGAAGAUGAGGAGAGGCUGGAGGAAGAAGAACAGAAUGAAGAGGAGGAAGUGGACAACUGAGAGGAUGGGGAGACGCAGCUCGGAAGGUACCACUCUGAAACGCCGUACACGUUUGUGUGAAGCAUUUUCAUGCUGGGCAGAGUAGUCUUAGGCAGAAGAUCGAAAUAAAAACUGAAUUAUCAUCAGAAUUAUCAUCAAAACCAGCGCUUCCCAGACUCGGAGCAUCUGAGUAGCGGAAUCCUGUUUUGCUUAAUCAGUCUCAAGGUUAUGACUUUUUGGCAAGAGAGAUUCUGAAGAGCUAAUUUAAUUGGUCAAUUUGAUCUCUCUUGUUUACUUACACGUAUAGUUAGGCAGUUGUUGAUCCCCAGUUCCCUCCCCGCCCCCCAAAAAAGUAAUAAUAACUUUCAUGCUGCCGACUGUGUUCCAGAUCACAGAGGCAGCCAAGGCUCAGGAAAAAUUGGGGUUUGAUCAUGGUCAGCCUAUCUGAUUGUACAGGAUUUGGCAAUACUAGCUUAUUUCAGGUGAUCAGAAUGGCUUAGCUUUAGGAAAUUACUAUAAGGGUUCAAGAGAACAAUGAAAUCUUUUCUAUUGUUUCCUCACUUGACAGUAACAUUAACUGAAUUUUGGUUUCUACAGACUCAGUUGGCUUGGACCCCUUCUAUAUUGCCUAUAGGCAUGUUACCUGCUUGGGUGGCUAUGUUCUCGGCACAUAACGCUUUUAAAUCAACAGAGUAGAAUUAGUCAAGUAAGGUUGCCAGCGUCUUACUCUUGUAAAACAGAUGGUUUAGUCUUAAAUGCACCUCACUGCCUGCGACUGUACAGCUUCAGGAUUUGUUGUCACCUCCUGGAAGGUAUAAAAUUCCAGGCUUUCUCUUCUUGUAGUCCAUCUCCUAGACUUGUGACUUGGCUUUUCAUUAUUCCAAUUCAUGACAAGUUCCAGACUUUAUUUCUUCUAGGCACAACUUUCUCCCUCUGUGCUUCUCACCUCCUGUCUCUGUUCUGCCUCUCCUCUGCUCCCCAUUCCCACUUUCUCUGUCCCUCUUUUUCACACUUCUCCCAAUCCAGGAACUUGGAUGACCUGCUUAAUAUCCCAAAGUGUGGUUUCGUCUGAUUCCCUAGUUCUAAUCUCAUGUCUUUUAAAAAUGAUUUUGUAAACCUCUCUGAACCAUAAGGGAAAUCUGAUGGUGCUCAGGAAUCUAAUUCCUCCCCUAAGCCAUCCCCUUUAACUGCUUCUGAAGUAUCUCUGUUGACCUUUCCUAGUUUUCUUCUCUUUCCAUUUGGUGCUUCGAGCACUUUUUUGUUCGUCUCUAAGUUGAGUGCUUGGAGGUUGAAAGGUAGUGAAAUGUAGUGUGACACUGUUAAUUUGUUAAAUGAAUACAGUGGAAAGUUUGUUGAUAAAUGAGUGAAGAAUAUUGAGAAAAUUAUAAUGCUUUGUAUAAAUAAAAAUUCUUGUUAAAAGUGAUGACUCCUCUUUAAUCCUUCUUGUUUGUAAGUUUGCUUUUGGGGAGGACCACUGAUCAUGCUCUGUACAGUUCUUGGGGUGUGGACUGAGCCAGACCCUUAUAAAUAUGGGAUCCUGCAUCACCUUGGAUGACCAGCAGAUGCUGCUCAUUAACAAGCAGGGGCGCUGCUGCUCUUCAACCACAGUGAGAGCUUCCCAUGGCUCUGCUGGUCAUAUACAUGGUAGAUGCUCAACAACUCCAAACAUUUAUUGAGUCCCUGCUGUGUUCCUGGCACUGUUUUAAAUGCUUUCAAGUAUUAACUCUUAAAUCCUAUGAAGGAACACCACUGAUAUCUCCAUGAUUUCAGCUAUGACACUGUAUUACCCCUAGAUUACGUAACUGUUUCCAAUCAUAAUUCACAGAUAGAUACACAAGCCCAACGCUCAUUAGGUCCAGUGGCUUUUUCCUUCUCCACAGCAGAAACAUCGCUUCUUUUUUUUUUCCUGUCUCUCACAUUUAUAUUUGUAUGAAAGACAAAGCUAUUUAAUAUAUUUCUUAUUUCUCCCUUGAAAUUUAUAUCGAUGCUAUUUCUACAAGUUCGUUACAAUGUCACAGUAUAUGUCUCUGGGAAAACAGCAUACACUGAGUCCUUCAUAGUUGGUUAUUGUACAAAUGAUUUUUUUUUUAAAUACACUGAACUUCAGUUUUUUCAUCUCUAAAUUGGCAGUAUUAAUACCUACCUUAAAAGGAGAAUUUUGAAAGAUAACAGAAGACUUUUAGCACAGUGGCAUGUACACAGCAAGGCCUUGUUUUUAUUUUUGUUUUUCUCUUCCAUACGUAUUUUCAUUUCCCUUUGAAUUAACAGAGCAGCUUCAGAAUAGGAAAGAAAUCAUUUUUAUAAUCUUGUCGAAGAUAAUCUGUUUUCUUUCAUAAUAGUAGCCUAAGGAGAAUGUAAAGUCUGGAUACAUACACAGCAUAACAUUUGUACUCUGUGUGAUAAAGACUAAUCUUUGUGGCUUCUACUAGACAUAGGCACUGUUACCAAGUAUUUGAUUGCUUUUGGAGCAGAAGAAUAUUAUUUAAGGAUUACCAAAAUAGUUCAAGUUUAACUUCAGUUUGCUCAUUCUAUAUUAAUAUAUUCAUUUCUAAUUGUGUAAUUUUUUUAAUUUACGUAAUAUUGAUUUAUAACAUAGGUUUCUUGUGUACAACAUUCUGUUUCUACUUCUGUAUAUUCUACAACAUGCUACCCACCAAAAUUUUAUUUUCCAUUCAUCACCAUACUGUUGAUUCCCUUUACCCAUUUUUCCCUCCUCCUUGCCCCUCCCCCUCUGGUAACUGCUGCUCAGUUCUCUGUAGGUUUGGUUUGGUUUGUUAAUUUAGUUGGGGUUUUGUUUUAGUUUUUUAUGUUGCACAUAUGAGUGAAAUCAUACGGUAUUCUCCACAGGACUUAUUUCACUUAGCAUAAUAACCUCAAGGUCCAUUCAUGUUGUCACAAAUGGCAGGGUUUCAUCUUUUUUAUGGCUGAAUAGUAUUCCAUUAUAUAUAUACACCACAUCUUCAUUAUCCAUUCGUUGGUGGGCACUUAGGUUGUUUCCAUAUCUUGGCUAUUGUAAAGAAUGCUGUGCCACGAUGAACAUAGGGGCGUAUAUCUAGAAAUAUAUUGGUUUUUCUUUUUUGGCCGUGCUGCACAGCAUGUGGGAUCUCAGUUGAACCUGAGCCCCCUUCAGUGGUAGCAUGGAGUCUUAACCACUGGAUGACUAGGGAAGUCCCUAGAAAUAUGUCGUUUCUUUUUUUUUCUUUUUUUAACAUACCGUUUCUUAAUUCCCAUGAGCACCACACAGCCAAGCCCUCAAGUCCCAUCUGGACUUCUGUGGCUUCCUUUGAGCUCAGUUUCCUGCCUCAUCUCUGCUUCCCUUAGCUUCCUCUGUGUACUGCUUGCCAAGUGGAUCUUCCUGGAACAUUGCUAUGUUGCAGUCCCUCACUGCUUUCUGUUAGGUCAAAUCCAUACCUAGGCCUGUUGUUAUUCAAAGCCUGCUUAAGGUGGGCUCACCUGACCUUCUGUAACAUGUUUCUACCCCAACAUAAGGCUCCAGUCAAGAAUGAAUCCCCCAAAGAACUCUUCCACACAACCUUAGUUCUUACCAAACUAUGACUACCUAAGAAAAACCAUGUUUCCUGCGAGUGGGGACUAUAACUUAAAACUAUAGAAUUCAAGGACUGGGAAGAAUCUUUGAGGUCAUCCGCCAGUUUUUCCCAACCACACCUCUCUCAAUCCUGUAGUGGUAUCCGGAUUUUGAAGUUUCCUUACUAGGCCAAGGUAAUGUUUCUCCUCUGUUUUUAACCACAGCCCUUCAUGCUUAGAGAUUCUGAUUUGGAUUUGGAGAGUGGGAGGAUUACUAUCCUUACCCAUGCAAAAUUACAAAAAAAUCUCCUGUUUUCACAGAUGGGAAAUUGAGGCUCAUCAGAGAGAAGUGACUUACCACUAAUUUAUAAAAGUUGGGAUUCCGUUCCAGUGGUCCACUGCCUUGCUUCUAUUUUUUUGUUAACUAAACUUUAUUUUUGAACAAUUUUAGAUUUACAGAAAAGUAGCAGAGUAUAACCAUCACCCAAUUUGCCCUCAUGUUAAUCUUACAUAACCAUGGUACAUUUGUCAAAGCUAAGAAAAAACCCAUAUUGAAUUUGGUUAACCAAUUUCCUUUUUUGAUUGAGAUAAAAUUCACAGAACAUAAAAUUAACCUUUUUUUUAAUAAAGUUAUUUAUUUAUUUUUGGCUGCAUUGGGUCUUCGUUGCUGCGUGCAGGCUUUCUCUAGUUGUGGUGAGCGGGGGCUACUAUUCGUUGUGGUGCGCGGGCUUCUCAUUGUGAUGGCUUCCCUUGUUGCGGAGCACGGGCUCUAGGCACGCGGGCUCAGUAGUUGUGGCUCGUAAGCUCUAGAGUGCAGGCUCAGUACUUGUGGCGCAUGGGCUUAGUUGGUCCGCGGCAUGUGGGAUCUUCCCGGACCAGGGGUCGAACCCGUGUCCCCUGCAUUGGCAGGCAGAUUCUUAACCACUGCACCAAUGGGGAAGCCCAAAAUUAACCAUUUUAAAACGAGCAACUCGGUGGCAUUUAGCACAUUCACAGCCACCACGUCUAUCUAGUUCCAAAACAUGUUCAUCACCCCAAAAUAAAACCUCAUACCAGUCAAGCAGUUAUUCCCCAUGCUUCCCUCCCCUUGCCCCUGGCUGUCGGGAGCCAUAUAGGAAGUGCCUUUGAGUCUCAGCACGGACGAGACCCGUCACAGCACGGACGAGACCCAUAGUGUCAAGCAAAGCUGGUGCUGUCAGGUACAAAUAUGGAGAAGCAAAGCUCUCCUCUGCAAAGCUGGUGCUGUCAGGCAUAAAUAUGGAGAAGCAAAGCUCUCCUCUGCAAAGCUGGUGCUGUCAGGCAUAAAUAUGGAGAAGCAAAGCUCUCCUCUGCAAAGCUGGUGCUGUCAGGCAUAAAUAUGGAGAAGCAAAGCUCUCCUCUGCAAAGCUGGUGCUGUCAGGCAUAAAUAUGGAGAAGCAAAGCUCUCCUCUGUGUGGUUCCCCUUGUUUUCCCCGGCCUUUGCCUAAGGUGAUUCUUAAAGGAUUGCUAUUGGUGUUGGGAAAUAUGUAUAGUUUUAAUGCAGGGGUUUAGGAAAGACCCCAAUUUAGGGUAAAAACUAAGAGAAGGAUUAUGGCUACUCCGGCUCCUGUAAUGAUUAUAUUUGAAAAUUUUUAUUCCCGGGCCAGGGCAUUGGACUUGGGGAGAUACAAUGGUGGGAACAUUUCUGCAGCAGCUUUUUAUUUUAAAAGAAAAAUUGCAAGAGUUAUGGCCUCUCAGUGGAGUUAUAAACAUGUUGGGAAAUACCUGGGUAUGGUGGCGAGGUUUUAUGCAACGGUGGGUUUAAUCAAUGAGUUUAUGGUACAAUGCCCGCUCCCAUGGUCUCCUAGAAGUAUAAAAAAUAAUGUACAUUGUUUGGAUUAUAAUGAUAGGGUUAGAAAAUCUGUGGAUGAAAUGUUGUAUUUUUGCUUUUAAUUGUUAAUAGAAUUAUUUGCUUAAGUUUAUAGCUUGAUUGAGCAGAAUGUGCAGGUACAAGAACACCUUAAUUUUUUGAGAAGAAUGAAGAAACCGUAAACAGAGUUCCUGACCUAGAUGUGACCAAGAUGUACCUAACCACAAGGGAUGAAAGAGACCGGAGGCAAUAAGAAGAUUACUUAAUUUGUUUAACCUGCUGAUGUAAAUUACUUUUGUUUUAUGGUUUAUGUAAAGGAUUUUUUGGCAUGGGAAUCAUGGGAAUGAGGUUGUUAAGAUUGAAAAUGAGAUUAUGUUAUAGUAUAAAUGCUUUGGAAUCAUGAAAAAUAAAUUUGUCAGA
Molecule: messenger RNA, 6554 nt
Organism: Globicephala melas (long-finned pilot whale)
Lineage: Eukaryota; Metazoa; Chordata; Mammalia; Artiodactyla; Delphinidae
Gene: POLE3
Product: DNA polymerase epsilon 3, accessory subunit
Biological process (GO): leading strand elongation; DNA damage response; heterochromatin formation
Cellular component (GO): epsilon DNA polymerase complex; CHRAC
Molecular function (GO): protein heterodimerization activity; chromatin DNA binding
Source: RefSeq, a predicted model, not a curated record